This is a messenger RNA of Anguilla rostrata (American eel), 763 nucleotides long. RefSeq names its product mitochondrial ribosomal protein S18A (gene mrps18a). Gene Ontology annotation, molecular function: structural constituent of ribosome; small ribosomal subunit rRNA binding. The transcript is spliced from 6 exons. Gene Ontology annotation, cellular component: ribosome; mitochondrial small ribosomal subunit. The coding region runs from base 55 to 693 and encodes 212 amino acids. Gene Ontology annotation, biological process: mitochondrial translation. The record is from RefSeq and is a predicted model, not a curated record. NCBI's taxonomy places the organism in Eukaryota, Metazoa, Chordata, Actinopteri, Anguilliformes, Anguillidae.
GCCGCGAAUAGCGGAAGCGGACAUACGUUGUCAUCGCGAAAGGUCGAUGCCAAAAUGGCAGCGCGCUAUGUUCUAAGGUCCGUCUUGACAUCUAUGUCACUAUCAAGUGUACAGCGCCUGGUUUUCUACUCCAACAAGAGAGUUUUUAAUAGGAUAAUUACAACACCGAUGUUUUCUGCUUUUGAGAAUGUUCAAAGUAGAGGUAUCCGACAAGUCGUGGAAAAUAGAGACGGCAACACAACUAUAGUUGAGGGCAGAAUUGUGGUGAGCCCUGAGAGGCUCCAACCUCCCAACCCUGAAGGAGACUGUCCCAUCUGCCAGUGGAACCUUAAUAACAAAUAUAACUACACUGACGUCCUCUUGCUCAGUCAGUUCAUCCGCUCCGAUGGAGGGAUGCUACCGCGCAGGGUCACAGGACUGUGUUCCACAGAACACAAGAAAGUCAGCAUCUGCGUCCAGAUGGCCCACCGCGCCGGCCUACUCCCGGACCACAAGCCUGCCCUGCCAGAGGGUCACACACCGAAGAGACCCAAACCACAGCUCAACAGGUACCUUACACGCUGGUCCGUUGAUACAGUAAAGCCCAUUUGGAAGAAAGGCCUGAAGUGGUGCAAGGUUCGAAUGCCAGUCGGACACCCUGCACUCCAGGACAAUGUAAACUAUGGAAAAAAGCCUUAUUACGUGAACCACUGAGGGACAGGCUGCCUGUCCAUUCCUGUCCCUGAUCCCAGUUGUGUAAAUAAAACCCUUCCAUGGCCAUCAA